Anthonomus grandis grandis is the source of this 2852-nucleotide messenger RNA. RefSeq names its product TBC1 domain family member 16 (gene TBC1D16). Gene Ontology annotation, molecular function: GTPase activator activity. NCBI's taxonomy places the organism in Eukaryota, Metazoa, Arthropoda, Insecta, Coleoptera, Curculionidae. The record is from RefSeq and is a predicted model, not a curated record. Gene Ontology annotation, biological process: activation of GTPase activity. Gene Ontology annotation, cellular component: early endosome. The coding region runs from base 532 to 2571 and encodes 679 amino acids. The transcript has 10 exons.
UUUCAUAUAAAACAACAAGGCCAGUCGUAAUAUUUUUUUAAAUUUUACGAAGCUCGUUUAUUCAAUUUGAAUUUCUUUCAUAUACAGGCGCUGAUUGUUUGAAGCAUAUAUCAAAGACAACUUAAAUUCUGGAUCAACCAUAAAUUGCAUCCCUCUCAAGGGCGGUAUUAUGUGAUAAAGAAAAAAUGCUGAUUAUUAACAAAUUCCAAUAAUUUUAUUAUCACGAAGUCUGUUUUAUCGGGAAUAUAUAUGCUUCACGUCAUCGAUACGAAAGUGGGAAAACAGCAGGCGAAAAUCAAUACUUAAGGCUGACGUUUCUACGUGAGGGGGUUGCGAAAAUAUGACUGUCCUGACCGCAUUUCCAUUGCAUUAAAACACUCAGUGAACCGUUCAAAUAGUUAAUUUUCGGCCGUAUUUACAUAUACGAUUUGAUAUGAUAAUUUGCUUUUAUCAAAACGGUUAUUUUUAGAACGCCUUAAUUUAGUGAAGCGCGUUUAGUGUGACAAACCUAGUGUGACAACCUCUUAAGAUAUGCCUCUUUCCAAUAUUUUCCGACGUGCCUCGACCUACAUCUUAGGCUACGAAGAAGAAAUCGAAAAACCGCUUAAUUACGAUAACAAUGAGGUGCUGUUUUGUAAAAACAAUGUGUGCGUGCACCCUCCAGCGAUGGUCAGACACGAGAGUGACGUUCUGCACAACCCAGGUUACCUAACAGUUUCCACAAAAAUAUUCAUAGAUCAGUACAAUGAUGCCAAGAGGCCCACCCUAUUUCUCACCUGGAUUCCCAAUAGCGAUUUGUCCAGAUGCUCCCUGAACCUCCAUCAAACCUCGCAGUUGUACAAAAAACAAACCAGCCUAGAAAGUCUCACCUCGAACGAUUCGUUCAGUAACGAGCAACUUUCCAGACCUCACAGUAUUGAACUGAAAAGCACAAAUCCCUUUUUAAAUUUCGAAACUUGCGAGUCGUUGAGUUCUGAGGAGAGCGAGAAGAAUGGCACAAUGAUCAACAUCAACGUAGACAUUUCGAAUCCGGAAAUUGAAAUCAUCCAGACCCCAGACAGCGUGAAGGAUCCCACGGAGGGUUUCGAGUUCUCCAGGAGUGCCAGUGUCACUUCUAGCGAUAGCCAGUUUAAUUGGAUUACUACCCCGGAGUACCUGAUCCAGAAACAUAACCUGACUUUUCCGGAAAGUGCUGGCAGUUCUCCGGUCUUGCCUGCAAGGAAACCUCAUAAAUGCAGAAGAUUUAGUGUGGACCUAAGCCAAAUGAGAUCACUUAGGUUGUUCUUUAACGAUAACAAUUGCACUUGCGGUCAACUAGUGGUUGCUUCACGAGAGUCGCAGUAUAAGAUUCUGCAUUUCCAUCACGGGGGGUUGGAUCAUUUGGCGCAAGUUUUGCACCAGUGGCAUUCCCUUUUGCAUAGUAUUAAGUCUGCUAAAGGUGUGGAUGAAAAUCUCCCUUAUCGACACUUCAUGGUUUGCCGACCUGAAGUUGCUGACAUUGAACUUCACCCCGAGGAAGGACAAGUGCCGAAACUAACCGAAGCGAACUUCCGGAGUUUAUUUAACCAAUCCGGACAACUGGAGGACGAUUUAACUUUAAGGAAGUACGUGUUUUUUUCCGGUAUGGAUCGCGGUAUCCGGAAGGAAGUGUGGCCCUUUUUGUUGCACGUGUAUCCUUAUCAGAGCACUUUUGAGGAGAGGUUGCAGAUUGCCGAAAUUAGGCGACAAGAAUAUGAGGAAAUUACUAGAAGAAGAUUGGAUCUUAAUGAAAACCAACUGAAUCAGUUCAGGAGAAAAAUUCAAAGUGUGGUGGAGAAGGACGUUGUGAGGACCGACAGGAGUAACCCGUUCUUUGCAGGAGAUAAUAAUCCGAACUUAAUUGUAAUGAAGAAUAUUUUGCUCAAUUAUGCCGUUUAUAAUUCUGGACUGGGAUAUACACAAGGAAUGAGCGAUCUCCUAUCCCCAGUGCUAUGCGAGCUCAAAGACGAAGUGGCAGCCUUUUGGUGUUUCGUCGGCUUAAUGCAAAGGGCAGUUUUCGUAGCAACCCCCACUGAUCGAGACAUGGAUAGAUCACUAAGGUACUUGAGGGAACUUAUAAGACUCAUGGUGCCGAAGUUCUAUGAGCACUUGGAGAAACAUAAAAACGCCAUGGAGUUGCUCUUUUGCCACAGAUGGAUACUUUUGUGCUUCAAGAGGGAGUUUCCCGAAGCGGUGGCCCUUAGGAUGUGGGAAGCGUGCUGGGCCAACUACCUGACCGACUAUUACCAUUUGUUCUUAUGUUUGGCUAUUAUAUCGGUGUAUGCCGAUGACGUGAUUGCUCAGGACUUGAGAGCUGACGAAAUGCUCUUGCACUUUAGCUCUUUAGCAAUGUAUAUGGAUGGAGAGCUGCUUGCUAGGAAGGCCAGAGGUCUACUGCACCAGUUUAGACAAAUGAGGGAGAUCCCCUGCAGUCUUAAUGGACUAUGCACCAGAUGUGGACCAGGAAUAUGGGACAGUUCACAUAGUCCAAGGGUCUUUUGUAGUUGUAAUGGCCCUUGUACGAACACUUUUGCACCAGUUACUACUUCUUAAUUCAUAGGUUGUUGGGUUUAAAUUAUUUCCUUAAAGGGUUAACAAAUAAAUUUAAAGGGGUUGUACUAAAGUGGUGGCCUUGUAUAUAAAUCAAUUAUAGAGAUUUCUUGAAAAAAAAAUUAUUUAGCUUUAUCUAAGUGAGCAAUUCGAUACUUUGGAAAAGUACAAAAGUGUUUUGUAAAUACGUUAAAAGUAUUAUUGAUGAUUCGAUUUUGGUUUUUACACAUAUCAAUUAUAGCAAAUUCUAGCUUUGUACAAUUCGUUUGCAAUAAAGCAAUAGU